Molecule: messenger RNA, 914 nt
Organism: Fukomys damarensis (Damara mole-rat)
Lineage: Eukaryota; Metazoa; Chordata; Mammalia; Rodentia; Bathyergidae
Product: cell surface glycoprotein CD200 receptor 1-like
Exons: 3
Coding region: 236-742 (168 amino acids)
Biological process (GO): regulation of neuroinflammatory response
Cellular component (GO): external side of plasma membrane
Molecular function (GO): signaling receptor activity
Source: RefSeq, a predicted model, not a curated record
AUAUUGCUGUGUCAAGUUUCAGUGAAGAGUUUCUUCUUUUCCAAAUUACUAAUCAGACUACAACAUGUCGCGUUGAAGGAAAAGACUAGGAGGAAAGGGGCGCCCUGCUGGCCACGAGCAAGAAAAUCCAGCACCAAGAAGUCUCAGGGAGAAAGCCUGGCCAUGCUCACAGCUGUUGCUGGACUUGUGAGGGGGGAAACACACUGAGUGAAGGGCAGAAGAGGAGAAAACAGAAAUGCUCUGCCCCUGGAGAACUUCUGACCUCGGGCUACUCCUGCUGCUCACCGUCUUCUCAGUGGCGGUUCACUUUUUGGAGCAUGUACCCAUGGGCACAAGAGCUGUGCUCUGUUGCCCUCCUGUCCUACUGGAAAGUGUCGUGGUAAUAACAUGGAAAAUAGCCCUCAGAAGCCAGCCUCUCUGCACAAGAGCCUAUAAAAAAGAAACAAAUGAGACCAUCCACGCCAACUGCACUGAUGGGAGAAUAACCUGGGCCUCCAGACCUGACCUGAGUCCUCACCUUCAGAUUAAUGCAGUGGCUGUCUCUCAUGAUGGAAUGUACACCUGUGAAAUAGUAACAUCUAACGGGAAUUUCCACAAUGUGUAUCACCUCCAAGUGCUAGCUCAGUAUACCCAUCAGUUUUGGAAAAUGAGAUACAAGCAUCAAUCUUGUGUGACAUUUUCAGAAAAUCUUCUUAAAGAGAAAGAAAAGGUUAUUUUUGCUUCCUGCUUAUUUCCAGUAUGAUGAGUGAAACUCCAUCAGCCAACUUGAACCGUGGAUAACACUGAGGAUGGCAGUUACUCACUAAGAUGGGGGGAAAGAAUGAUAGAAGGAUCCUGGGCCUGAUAAUCACGGAGUGAUAAUCAUUACACUAUACCUAUUGAUCUUUUGAGAGAGAGAGAAUAAACUAUUUUGU